CAGAGAGACUCUGCAUCCGCCCGCGUUAUCUGCCGCUGCCGCCGCCGCUGCCGCUGCCGCUGCGCGUCGCUCCAACGGAUUUUAACUUGAUACCAUACAAAUCUCAGGAUUGUUUUGAGGGAGAGGCGGCUUUUUAAUAUUGAAAAUAUUCAUCAUCCGGGUUCCCCCCCUCCUCCCCACACCACUGGAUCGUAAUUUGCUGUGGUUUUGUUGGAUGUUUCCGAUAAGAAAAAAUGCCUUCCGAUAUGAUGGAAAAAACGUCCUCUUCUCCGGUCGCUGCAACUCCGGCAAGCAUGAACACUACUCCGGAUAAACCCAAGACAGCAUCUGAGCACAGAAAGUCAUCCAAGCCAAUAAUGGAAAAGAGGAGAAGAGCCAGAAUCAACGAGAGCUUGGGGCAGCUGAAAACUCUCAUCCUGGAUGCGCUCAAAAAAGAUAGCUCAAGACACUCCAAACUGGAGAAGGCGGACAUCCUGGAGAUGACGGUGAAGCAUCUCCGGAACCUCCAGAGGGCUCAGAUGACCGCUGCACUGAACACCGACCCCACUGUCUUGGGAAAGUAUCGUGCCGGUUUCAGCGAGUGCAUGAAUGAAGUCACCCGGUUCCUGUCCACCUGCGAAGGCGUCAACACCGAGGUCAGAACGCGGCUCCUCGGCCACCUGGCCAGCUGCAUGACCCAGAUCAACGCCAUGAACUACCCCAGCCAGCAUCAACACCCGCACCAGCUGCCCUCCGCCGCCGGACCGACCCACCCGUCCUUCGGCCAGUCCAUGCAGAUCCCCGGCUCGUCCCCGCAGGUCCUGCCCAUGAACCCGGUGACCUGCAAAGGAGGCUCGUCGCCGGCUAGUUUGCCGUCGGACGCCACCAAAGUGUACGGCGGUUUCCAGAUCGUGCCCGCCACAGACGGACAGUUUGCGUUCCUCAUACCCAACGCGGCUUUUGCGCCGAACGGCCCCGUCAUCCCCGUUUACGCCAACAACGCGGGCACGCCGGUGCCCCUACCGGCCGCGGUGUCCCCCGGAGCCCCGUCGGGCAACGCGGACUCGGUGUGGCGACCGUGGUGAGAAGUUGGAAAUGGGGCCACAAAGACUUAAAAAUGACACUUAAUAGUUCUCUCUCUUUGUUCAUUGUUAGAAAGUUGUUUUGGAUCUUUUUUUUUUCUCGUAAAAUGGAAAGAGAAUGCACUAUAUUUGUAAAGCCAACUGGGGAGUAAAGUUCAUAUUGAAAUGAGAUUUGUAUUGUGGAAGUCCGUUCACUGCAUUUUUUUUUAUAUAUAUAUUUGAUUGUCUUUUUUUACUGUGUGAUGCCAAAGAUAUGUUCGAUGCUCUUAUGAUGUUCUUCGUUUUGGAAGACAAAUAAAUUUGUAAAGAUAUUGAAAAACA
Messenger RNA from Gasterosteus aculeatus aculeatus (three-spined stickleback), 1382 nucleotides. It is a transcript of the gene hes1, whose product is annotated as hairy-related 6. Gene Ontology annotation, biological process: regulation of DNA-templated transcription. Lineage: Eukaryota; Metazoa; Chordata; Actinopteri; Perciformes; Gasterosteidae. Gene Ontology annotation, molecular function: protein dimerization activity; DNA binding. The record is from RefSeq and is a predicted model, not a curated record.